AUGGGAAACCGUCUCCGAUGGGUACCACUUUGGGCCCUGGGCCUCUUGGGGCUGGCCCUGGCCGCCGAUAAGGCAUCCGACAAGAUCACCGAUCUACCAGGCCUCACCUUCACCCCCACCUUCAACCAGUACUCGGGAUAUUUGGAUACAUCCCCCGGCAACCAUUUGCAUUACUGGUUCGUCGAAGCGCAACAAAACCCGGAUAAAGCCCCGUUGCUGUUGUGGCUGAAUGGAGGGCCCGGAUGCUCGUCGAUGGACGGCUUCCUCACCGAGAUGGGACCGUUCAGACCGACAAAGGAUAACGGAAGCAGCCUGGUGGAGAAUGUGUACUCGUGGAAUAAGCUGGCGAAUAUGCUGUACCUCGAAUCACCACGUGACAUCGGAUAUUCGUAUCGGGAUAAGACGGCUCCGAAAGAUGAUCUUUACAAUGAUGAUAAGACCGCCAUCGACAACGUGUUGGCGCUGGAAGCCUUUUUCGCUCGUUUCCCGGAGUACAAAAAUCGCGAUUUCUACGUGACCGGUGAAUCCUAUGGCGGCGUCUAUGUGCCGACCCUGACGAACUUGUUGGUGAAAAUGAUCCAGAAUGGCACCCUACCGUAUGUGAAGCUGGUCGGAAUGGCCGUCGGUAACGGAGCCUUGAAUCGAAUGGAUCUCGUCAAUUCCGGGCUGGACCUCGUCUACUAUCGAGGAAUUAUUGGAAAAAGCGAAUUCGACGCGAUGCAAGAGUGCUGCCAGGCGCCGCAAGAGCUGAGCGCGCCGCUGCAGAUGUGCAACUUCUCGCAAUAUGUUAAUAUUGAUGAUUACGGAAAUGCGGUCGUGGUCAAUUACACGGACCCGGUGAAGCUGCGCUGUUCCCAGCGCACCGUCAAGUACGGCCAGGAUUUGGUGUGGAGCACGCUCAACAACGUGUAUAACACGUGGGCCGACUGCUACACCCAGUCGCCCGACUCGAUGGAUAUGGGCGAGAAGUUGGAGCAGCUCGUCCGGCAGCACCCGUACCUUAAAUUAUUUGCCAACUCGAUCGACUACCAAAUGUUCAGCAAUGGCCAGAACCCCUUCGUCGACCAGGGGAGCCAAGGCACCUCCACCUCAACAGACUCCGUCGGCGGCUUCUCGUGUUAUGCUCAGGCCGCUGCUACGGCUUAUAUGAAUCGACAGGACGUGAAAAAGGCCCUCCAUAUUCCGGAUGGACUACCGGCUUGGCAAUUAUGCAACGACGAUAUCAACGCCAUCUACUACAAGCAGCAGCACCCCGACAUGAUUCCCGUCUUCCAGGAGAUGUUCGACUCGGGCUACCCCCUCCGCUUCCUCAUCUACAACGGCGAUGCCGACAUGGCCUGCCAGUUUAUGGGCGACCAGUGGUUCAUCGAGCGCUUUAUCGCCAAGAACAUGAUCCCCACCACCUCCCCUCGUCAAGUCUGGAAUUACACCAGGACCACCGGUUUCAUGCCCAGGAUUGGCGGCUUUGCCAAGACGUUUGCCUUGAACAACAUGACUGUCGAUUUGCUGACGGUUAGGGGAGCCGGCCACAUGGUGCCCACCGAUCGCCCCGGGCCCGCCUUCCAGAUGCUCCAGAAUUACCUCGGAAAAUCGAACUAUACAUCGAUUGCUUCGAUUGACUACGCACCUAAACCUUUGCUACCGCAGUACCAGCCACCACCCACCAAGACUUGGACCCGCAAGCAGGCCGAUCGAGUCUGGGAUCUGCCAGGAAUCACCUACAACCUGAACUUCAAGCAGUACUCCGGCUACCUGAGCGGCGUCGCUGGAAAUUAUUUGCAUUAUUGGCUUGUCGAGUCGCAGGGAAAUCCGAAAACCGAUCCGCUGGUGCUGUGGCUCAAUGGCGGCCCUGGAUGCUCAUCGUUGGGCGGUAUGCUCACCGAGCUGGGCCCGUUCCACCCGAAUCCCGAUGGAAAGACACUGUUUGAGAAUGUGUUUUCAUGGAACAAGGUGGCCAACGUACUCUUCCUGGAAGGCCCACGCAACGUCGGCUUCUCAGUCCAGAAUCGAUCGAUAAAUCCGGAUGAGGAUUACAAUGAUGAUAGGACAGCCAACGACAACUACUUGGCGCUGAAAGACUUCCUGACGGCGUAUCCGGAAUACGUGAAUCGACCCUUUUACGUUACAGGUGAAUCCUACGGUGGCGUGUACGUGCCGACGUUGACGAGCCUGUUGAUCGACAAAAUUCAGUCCGGCGACCUGGUGGGGCUGAACUUGGCCGGGAUGGCGGUCGGCAACGGCGAGCUGUCCGCGCUGAAGCAGAUCAACUCCAUCAUCUCGAUGCUGUACUUCCAUGGGAUUUACGGGAAGAGCGACUACGAUCAGCUGCAAAAGUGUUGCAACAACACGGGCGAUCCGACCUGGUUCGAGUACUGCGAUUUCUCACAGUUCAUUACUCUCGACUCCGCCGGAAACGCCCAAGCCAAGGUGGCGAACGAUCCAUGCGGCACCCAAGUGGCCGAUCUAGGCCAGAUGCGUGUCUGGACGAGCAUUAAUGACGUGUACAACAUCUACCAAGAUUGCUACCAGACGACGUCGACGAUGCUUGGAACACGGAUGUUCCGCCCGCAUAAGGAGGCCAUUCAGCGGCAUCUGGAGCAGAAGGUCUUCGUCGACCAGGGGGCCAAAAUCUCGGGUUAUUCGACCGACGGGCAGGGCGGAUUCCCGUGUUUCUCAGAUGAUGCUACUGCUCAAUACCUUAACUCGAACGAUGUCCGUGACGCAUUGCACGUCUCGCCGAUGGCGGGCACGUGGUCCAACUGCAACUACACCAUCAACGAAAUUUACAUGCAGCAACAUAACGACACCGGCUCCGUCUUUGACCACAUCGUUAAAUCCGGCUACCCCCUGCGCAUGCUCAUCUACAACGGUGACGUCGACCAGGCCUGCAACUUCCUGGGCGAUCAGUGGUUCGUCGAGGAGCUGGCUACGCGCCAGAAUUUCGCCGUCGCCAAGGCGCGCAAGGAGUGGCGCUACAUGGCCCAGAUUGCCGGCUACGUCAAGCAGUUCAGCUACGGGUCAGGAUCGAUUGAUGUGCUGACGGUUAAGGGUGCUGGCCACUUUGUCCCCACCGACCGCCCGGGCCCGGCCCUCCAGAUGAUUGCCAAUUUCCUCCGUGGUCAAGACUACAGCAACAAGCUGAUCGUCUCAAAGUCGUUGACCCCGCUGACGCGCGGCUACCAGAAUGCGGAAAGGACAGCCCAGGCCUCCAACUACUCAGCACCUACCGUAUCCCGGCCGAAGCCUCCGAUCUCGGCGCACUACGGCAAGAAAAUGGAAAUGCAUCUGGGGGCAGCGAAGACGGCACGAGGAGUCAAGCUCGAGCUCCCGAUCCUCGACAUCCCCCCGCCGGCCCCGACCACCAGGGACCAGGACCGCAUUGAUGCUUCCCAACUGCCCGGUCUCACCUUCACCCCCACCUUCCAAAUGUACUCCGGAUAUCUCGACGCUUCGAAGGGAAAUCAUCUCUUUUAUUGGUACGUCGAGUCGCAAAAUCAGCCAUCCACCGAUCCGAUUGUAUUAUGGCUGAAUGGAGGCCCCGGCUGCUCAUCGCUUGGCGGCUUCUUCCAGGAAUUAGGCCCGUUGAGAAACAACCCCGACGGAACGACGCUUUUCGAAAACAUCUACGCAUGGAAUAAGUACGCCAACGUACUCUUCUUGGAAGCUCCACGAGGAGUUGGAUUCUCCUAUCGAUCUAAUGAUGUGGAUCCGGAUACGAUGUAUAAUGAUACCUAUACGGCCAACGACAACGUGCUCGGCCUCGCGUCUUUCUUCCAAAAGUUCACCGAGCUCCAGGGUCGCCCUUUCUACAUCACUGGCGAAUCCUACGGUGGCGUGUACAUUCCAACACUUACUGACGCGUUAAUUAAGGGGAUUCAGGCCGGCACCUACCCGUAUAUCAAACUAGCCGGCGUGGCGAUCGGCAACGGUAUCCUCUCCGAGAUCAAGCAGAUCAACUCGGCCGUCUCGCUCACCUAUUUCAAGGGACUUCACGAUAAGGCUGACUACGAUGCGCUGAAGCCUUGCUGCCAGAACCUGACCUCGCCGAUGGCAAACUGUAACUUUAUGCAGUACGUCAAUCUGGAUACAGCCGGAAACGCCUGGCCAAAGUUCAACGACGACUCGGUGGCGGCGAUGUGCGGAAAUCUGGUCGUGCAGCAGGGUUUCAACGAUGUCUGGGCGACAGAUAACGACGUCUACAACACGUACCAGGACUGCUAUAUGGACGACAACGAGCCGAACCACUAUUCCGACGCAAAGGACAACUCCGAUUCCGUGAAAAUCCGUGCGAAACGCGCCGCGCUUCAGCCGCUUCAGAAUUCCAAGCUCUUCGUUGACCAGGCUAAGCGUAUCAACUACCAGUCCACCGAUGCCGGCUUUGGAUUUACCUGCUAUAACGGAGAUGCUACGGACAGCUACCUGAACAAUAAGGACGUCAGAAAGGCCCUCCACGUGCCCGACAACUUCCCGCGGUGGAAUGGAUGUAAUGACGAUAUGAACGCGAACUACGUACAAGAACAUAAUGACACCACGCCGGUGUUUGAGUCGAUUUUGGCGUCCAAAUACCCCCUCCGUAUGCUCAUCUACAACGGCGACGCCGACAUGGCCUGCCAAUUCCUGGGCGACGAAUGGUUUAUCGAAGAGCUCGCCGCUAACCAUAAAAUGGCGGCCACCCAACGGACCCAGUGGAAUUAUACAAAUGCCGGGAGCAAGGGCUUCGAUCAGCAGAUUGGCGGAUAUCAGAAAUCGUUCACGUACCAGAAUGGAGUGACGAUCGAUCAGCUGACUGUUAAGGGUGGCGGCCACUUUGUCCCAACCGACCGUCCCGGCCCGGCCCUCCAGAUGCUGUACAACUUCUUGAACAAGCGCGAUUACUCCCUGAACAUCCCGACAGCUCUCACGCGACAGGCGCUGAAGCCGGAAUACCAGCCGCAGCCCGUUCAAGAUUGGCAACGCCUUGCCGACCGUUUCUUCGACCUGCCCGGCCUCACCUACCGCCCUAACUUCGCGCAGCACUCCGGCUACCUGUCGGUGAACACCCCGGGUGUCUACCUCCACUAUUGGUUUGUCGAGUCGCAGAAUGAUGCCGAGAAUGACCCGGUGAUCGUGUGGCUCAAUGGCGGACCAGGAUGCUCGUCGCUUGGAGGUCUGUUCACCGAGCUGGGCCCGUUCCACCCGAAUCCCGAUGGCAAGACGCUGUUCGAGAACGUUUAUUCGUGGAAUAAGGCGGCCAGCAUUCUGUUCCUCGAAUCGCCUCGCCAGGUCGGAUUCUCCUACCAGGACAAGUCGAUCAACAACGAUACGAUGUGGAAUGACGACAAGACCGCAGAAGACAACGCUGCAGCCAUCGUGCAAUUUUUCAAGCUGUACCCGCAUUUCGGGGAUAACGCGCCUGAAUUUUACGUGGCUGGAGAAUCCUACGGUGGUGUUUAUGUCCCCACUCUGACUGCCAAGCUGAUUCAGCUCAUCCAGAGCGGGCAGGCCAACAUCAACCUGAAGGGAAUGAUGGUCGGCAACGGCAUGGUCUCCACGCUGCAGGAUAUCAACUCCAUUCCCGAUUUCAUGUACUUCCAUGGGAUGUACGAUAAGAGUGAAUGGGAGGGCAUCCGAGCAUGUUGUACAAAGUACUACCCCGGAAAUAACUACGGCCAGUGCGAUUUCGCUAACUUCGUCUAUGUGAACGGCACAGGAGACGUCGUGGCGCGCAAUUUCACCAACGCCGACCAGCAGGCUUGCGCCUACAAAAUCGAGCAACUCGCUUAUGACAGGACGUGGCAAAUUGCCAACAACGACGUCUACAACCUGUACCAGGAUUGCUAUGAGCAGACGAGUUCGGUGUUCGGCUCGGCGGCCCGGAAAUCGGCUUACGGGAUGUCUGCGGACAGCUUAAUGUCGAAGUACAAGAUCGGCGCCAAGCUUCACGUCCAGGCGGCCAUUACGGAUAUGCUGGCCAACCUCGACCCGGCCUCGACCGACUCCCAGGGCGGCUUCCAGUGCUACAUGACAGCCGCUCUGACGCAGUACCUCAACCAGUCACACGUCAGGGACAAGAUCAACGUGCCCGACUUUGUGCAGGAUUGGUCGUUCUGCAACUCAAACGACGACUUCAACUACCAAGUCCAACACAACGAUACCGGGGCUGUCUUCCAGCAGAUUCUUGAUAGUAACUAUUCGCUCCGAAUUCUACUCUACAACGGAGACGUCGACACGGCAUGCUCGAUGUUUGAGGCUGAAUACUUCAUCGAAGAUCUGGCUAAGAAGAACAUGAUGCAGGAAACGUACACCCGUCGCGAAUGGAACUACACGAUAGCCUCUAAAUAUCUGCCCCAAAUUGCCGGCUACACGAAGCGGUUCGAGAAAGGAGCAGCCACCAUCGAUUUGCUUACUGUUAAGGGCGCUGGCCACUUUGUCCCCACCGAUCGACCCGGACCCGCGCUCCAGAUGCUCCAGAAUUUCUUGGCAAAUGAUAAGACCUACAACACUCCGAUACAGUACGAUCUGACGCGGCAGCCGCUGUAUGCGGAGUUUACGCAAGAUGGUGAUGGCCCUACGCAAGCUCCGCCCACCGGAGCCACCGUCCCGACUGGAGCUGGCCAAGCUAGCAGAGAUUCU
Messenger RNA from Mesorhabditis spiculigera, 6612 nucleotides. Lineage: Eukaryota; Metazoa; Nematoda; Chromadorea; Rhabditida; Rhabditidae. The record is from the annotation of a GenBank genome assembly.